GCGUUGUCGUUCCGAUCGUAUAAAUAAAAAGUUUAACGGUGAAAAGGAUAUCAGUUACUCACAGCUAACCGAACUAUAUCCAACCAUGAAGCUUUUCGUCAUUGCCGCUAUCUUGGCCGUUGCUGCCGCCGUCCCUUCCAGCUACUCGAGCUACGAGAAGAAAUACGAGAAGGACUACAAAUACCCCGAGAUCACCGUCACUGGCCAAUCUGAUGAGCGCAACAUCGAUGGCAGCAGCAAGUGGAACUACGCCCAGUCUGACUACACCACCCGUGACGAGACCCAGGAACAGAAAAAAUUCACCGUCACCACCGUCGAUGAUUACGGCAAAGAAUACACCGAGGAGGUUUACGGAAAUACCAACAAAGGAUCUUCCUACUGGGUUUCCCCUGAAGGCGAGAAAUUCACUUUGACUUGGGCCGCUGACAACGCCGGAUUCCAACCCAAGGGUGACCACUUGCCCGUUGCUCCCGUCCACGUCUACGAGCUCCCAGUUGCCCCCGUCCACGAGUACGUUCUCCCCGUUGCUCCCGUCCACGAAUACGAACUCCCCGUUGCCCCAGUCCACAUCCCCUUCAACGGAAAGGGAUUCAAGAUCUAUUAAAUUAUUAUUUUUUUUUUAAAAUCUAAACAUAAUUAUUAUAGCCAUAUAAUAUUUCAUGCAAUGCCACUAAAUACGUGGUGUAAAUAUAAAUUCAAAAUAUCUACCAUCA
This is a messenger RNA of Daphnia pulicaria, 713 nucleotides long. Its product is annotated as larval cuticle protein 65Ag1-like. Gene Ontology annotation, cellular component: chitin-based extracellular matrix. The transcript is spliced from 4 exons. The record is from RefSeq and is a predicted model, not a curated record. Gene Ontology annotation, molecular function: structural constituent of chitin-based larval cuticle. NCBI's taxonomy places the organism in Eukaryota, Metazoa, Arthropoda, Branchiopoda, Diplostraca, Daphniidae. Bases 86 to 604 code for a protein of 172 amino acids.